This is a messenger RNA of Fusarium mangiferae, 1482 nucleotides long. RefSeq lists its product as uncharacterized. The coding region runs from base 1 to 1482 and encodes 493 amino acids. Gene Ontology annotation, molecular function: NADP binding; flavin adenine dinucleotide binding; N,N-dimethylaniline monooxygenase activity. The record is from RefSeq and is a predicted model, not a curated record. Lineage: Eukaryota; Fungi; Ascomycota; Sordariomycetes; Hypocreales; Nectriaceae. The transcript is spliced from 5 exons.
AUGACGUCAACGAAAGAUUCACCAUCUGGCUACAGCCAAUUUGCUUGCAUUGGCGCUGGAUUCUCAGGCAUUGCCCUCGGAGCCACGCUUAAGCGAUGGUACGGAAUCACCGACGUUCGUUUCUUCGAACGGCAUAGUGACCUCGGUGGAACAUGGUAUGCGAAUAAAUAUCCCGGCGCUGCUUGCGAUGUACCAAGUGUCCUUUACAGCUACUCUUUCGAGCCCAAUCCCAACUGGUCUCGGGUUCUACCUUCACAAGAGGAGCUUUGGAAGUACCAGAAACACGUUGCGGAUAAAUAUGAUCUACCGUCAAAGAUGACAUUUGGUGUCGAAGUCCAAAGGUGCCAAUGGCUCGAAGAAAAGAAGAGAUGGGUACUUGACGUUCGUGACUACAAGACUGGAAAUAUCUUUCAUCACGAGUGCAGGUUCCUGUUUGCGGGCUCUGGUAUACUGGUUACGCCUCGAGAGAUCGACAUUCCCGGUUCUGAAAACUUCAAAGGAUCCAUCUUUCACACAUCGCAGUGGAGGAGCGACAUUGAUGUCAGAGGGAAAAAUGUCGUCAUCAUCGGAAAUGGCUGUACAGCUGCCCAAAUAGUCCCCUCGAUCGUCGACAAGACAAAACACCUGACCCAGAUAGUCCGUGCCAAGCACUGGAUGCUUCCGCCCAUCGAUGGCGUGUAUACCGACUACAUGAAGUCCAUCUUCAGGUAUCUACCAGGGACUAUGAUGAUACAACGACUUCUGAUAUUCUUGUUCGCCGAGAUUGAAUUGAAGGCAGUCCCUAUGACUACCUCCGCUGCCCAAUUCCGUCAGAAGCGGCGUGCUUAUGCAGAGAAGUUCAUGCGAGACACUGCGCCGGCCAAGUAUCAUGACCUCUUGAUUCCGGACUUCGAAAUCGGUUGCAAGAGACGUAUCUACGAUUCCGGAUACUUAGCAUCACUUCACUCCAAGAAUCUGACUCUGACCAACGAGCGAGCUCUGGAAAUUGUCGAAAACGGAGUCGAGACAGACCGUGGCUUUAUCGAAGCUGAUGUGAUCGUGCUGGCAAAUGGCUUCUCCACCAAUACAUUCCUCGAAGGAGUCGAGAUUGUUGGGCGAGAUGAAACGUUAACUCAGCAUUGGGAGUCAUUUGGUGGAGCCGAAGCUUAUAAUUGCUCUGCUAUGAGUGGCUUCCCAAACUUCUUCAUGCUUCUAGGCCCCAAUGCAACAACCGGUCACACUUCGGCUAUCAUGGCCAUCGAGAACAGUGUCAACUUCGCACUGCGCAUUCUGAAGCCUGUCCUUGACAGCCCCAAUGGAGUUGUUGAACUUGACAGAGACGCUGAAGAGCGGUAUGUCAAUCGCAUACAGGAUGAUUUGUCCAAGACUGUUUGGAACUCAGGGUGCCAAAGCUGGUACAUCCAACCACAUUCUGAGAACAGCCGAAAGCCUGUUUCCUGUUUGGCGCGACUGGAAGAUCACAGGCCAUACUCGUGGUUGUAA